AUGAGUGCUCGCGCGCGCUCGGCUCGCAAGAGCACGGCGAGCACGUUUAGCUACGCCGAGCCGCCCUCGAGCGGCGACGAGGACGAGGACGACGAGUUGAGCGAGUCGGGGCGCGGCGGGGGAGGAGGGCGCAACAGCAAGGCCAAAGGUCCGACCAAGCGCGCCAAGGGCAAGGCCAAGGCGGUCGAGGUCGACGACGGCGACGAGGGCGAUGAAGACGUCCAGCCGCGCAAGAAGGCUCGCGGGCCGGCCAAGGGCAAGCAGCGCAAGCAGAACAAGGUCAAGGGCCAGCUCGAGGCGCUCAAGCAGCUCCCUGUCGAGAUGAUCACCGAGAUCUUCUCGCACCUCGACCCGGAAGACCUCCUCAUCCUCAGCAUGGUCAACAAGCAGUACCGCUCGCUCCUCCUCGCCAAGUCGUCGGCUCGCCUGUGGAAAACGGCGCGCGCUCGACUCGACCUGCCCGACUGGACGACCGGCGGCUUCACCGAGUGGCAGUACGCCCAGCUCGCGUUCGGCAAGAAGUGCCAGGAGUGCGGCACCACCAAGGCGGCUCGUCCCGAUUACGGCAUCCGCAAGCGGCUCUGCAAGGUCUGCCGCAUAAUGCUCCGCCUCAACUGGAAGAAGCACCGCAUCUCGGGCAUCCACCCGCUCGCGCACCAGUGCAUCCUGCGCCCACUUCACACGCCCGCCGAGCUCAACUGGCUCGCCACCGCGCCGCACGCACUCGAAGUCGACCUGCGCUACUGGAGCGGCAAGCUGUGGGAGCUCGAGGACGACGCCGCCGAUACCGACGCGUCCGAGAGCGACAACGAGCAGCCGGCGACGACGUCGACUUCCUCAGCCGCACCCGCCGCCCGUUCGACCCGCAGCACCCGCACCUCAACGCUCCCGUCGUACAAGGAGGACUCGUCCGACGACGAGGACCCUGUCUCGAAGGACCCGUCGCGCCGAGUCGUCGCCUUUGUCGCCGCUCGUCAGCCUUUCCUGGACAAGAUCGAGGAGGAGGGCAAGGACGUGUUCUACGCGAGCAAGAACCUGCGCGAGAAGAUCCGCGCCCGCAAGGUCGAGCACGUCUCGUUCGACGACCGCAUGGCGCAGCUCGAUCGUGCCGAGGAAAUCGCCGACAAGGUCCUCGAAUUCGAUCCGAAGUAUGGCAGCUGCGUCGAGGACCCGGCGUUCAGCAGCCACAAGCUUGUCAAGCUCGAGGAGCCGUUGACCGACCCCGAGUGGGGGCGCAUCAAACCCGACAUCCUCAAGCUCGUCGAGCGCAUCAAGAAGAAGCAGGACCGCGACGCGAUGCACCUCCGCCUCCUGGACCGCCAGCGCUCGCUCCGCCCUCGGUACGACAAGCUCAAGAAGGCCCUGCCGCCGAGCGCUCGGCCGUUCGUGCCCCUCUUCAUCGACUUUCUCGUCCUGUCGUCGGUCAAGGCGCUGUGGCAAGACGAGACGAUCAAGCUCGACGACGCCGCGUGGUACGAGCGCCUCGACGACAUCAAGGACGAGCUCGACCAGUACCGCCUCGACCUCGUGCUUCACGCUCGCGAGAUCGUCGUCGCCGCUCGUGUCGACCCGGACGACGAGGUGUCGGCGCCGGAACAGCAAGACGACGUCGAGGACCUCGACCUCUGCGACGAGGUCUUCUACCUCGCGACGUCGUUCGUCUGCUGCGCGUUCACCGACUGCGACCGCACGCCGGUCGGUCCUGGUCGCACGCACGCCGACCGCGUCAAAGAUGUCAUCGGCCCGCUCCGCCGAGUCCUCGACCACCAGCACGAGUGGCACAACCAGGCCGACUCGCUCGCCGGCCCGAGAUCCUUCAACAACAUGGCGCAGCUCCGCAUCGCUCUCCCGCUCGAGGUCGCCUGCGCCAUCGACGCCCUGAUCGACCUCGCCAAGCUCGAUCCGGCCGACGCGACUCGCGACGACUUUGUCCGGUUCAACAAGCUCGUCGUGCGGUACGAGUGGGAGAACUCGGGCGCGUCGUGGAAGCGCCACCAGUGGAACUACUGCGGCGUGUUCUCAGAGAGGCAAGGCUGGGAGGAGCUCUUCCUCGUCAUGAAGCUCGAGGCCCAGCGCGCCGCCGCCGCCAAACCUCCCUACUCGAUCGACCCGCCUGUCCUCGUCUGCCAGCUCUCGGACCGCCGCGACUGGGACAAGCUGCCGCUCUCCAAGACGCCGCCCAAGCCCACCAACAAGAAGAAGCGCCCGCCGCCAUCGAGCGACGACAGCGACAGCGACGACGACGACUUCAUGGCCCUGUACCGCAACGUCUUCAAGCACGUCAAGGACGAGGAGGUGGACGAGUUGGCGAGCGACGGCGCGGAGGAGACGGCCAACUUCGGCAGGCGGGUCGUGCACGACAGCGAGGACGACGACGAGGGCGAGGACGAGGACGACUGAGAGAGGAGCCGCUUGUGUAGCUUGAGUAGCUUGCCGCUUGUCGCGUGGAACGCGCCGCUUUGCCUGCGAG
Messenger RNA from Rhodotorula graminis WP1, 2470 nucleotides. RefSeq lists its product as uncharacterized. The record is from RefSeq and is a predicted model, not a curated record. Gene Ontology annotation, molecular function: protein binding. The transcript is spliced from 12 exons. The coding region runs from base 1 to 2400 and encodes 799 amino acids. Lineage: Eukaryota; Fungi; Basidiomycota; Microbotryomycetes; Sporidiobolales; Sporidiobolaceae.